AUGCUUCUGACAAAGCUCCUGCUGCUACCUGCAGCUCUCGCGUCUACGGUGACAGUCUACAUACACCCAAUCGCGGCUUCCACAACCCCCAAGUCUGCAGUCGUGCCAUCCCCCGUCCCGCUCGCGCAGAUAGACGUUGAUGCCGAAUCGUCCACUGGAUCCAUCGUUUCUUAUACUCCUCCGCAUGGUUCCUAUUCUCCUGACAGCUUGGUUCGUGUCGGCCUCCACGACGCAAAGACACAGUCGUGGCGCGGUGUAGUCACAUCAGCAGCGAGCUUUGCGGAGCUGUACAAGCAGAAUUUCGUGGUACACGUGGAUGAGAAAGGCGAAGCAUACCAUGUUGGCUUUACUGCGAGUGCAAAGGACGGAUCGAACGCCAGCGACCGGAAGGAUGUGACGGUGCAAGUUGUGCAGAGAUCUGUGGGACCAAAGCCAACGCUGAACAAGCCUAUCGUGUUGAAUGCCGAGGGCAAGAUCGAGGCAAAGGAGCCGGAAAAAUCCUUCCUACAAAAGUACUGGUGGAUGAUUGGUCUCUUUUUGCUCGUUCAGGUUGUCGCUGGCGGUAAAGAAUAA
Periconia digitata is the source of this 573-nucleotide messenger RNA. NCBI's taxonomy places the organism in Eukaryota, Fungi, Ascomycota, Dothideomycetes, Pleosporales, Periconiaceae. The record is from the annotation of a GenBank genome assembly.